UCUGUGUUAGAUCAGUUUCGUUUGUUCGAUCGUGAGGCGUCUGCUGUAAGUGUAAAUAACACUUUAAAGAUGGGCGCAUCUAAUGGCAAACCUCUGAAAUGUCCUCUGUGUUAUGAGGAGUGUCGGGAGCAGGUGACGCUGGCCUGCUCUCACAGCUUCUGUCGGGUUUGUAUCAGAGAGUUGUGGAGCGGAUCUCAGACCGGACCAUAUUACUGCCCCGAGUGUAGAUACGAGUACCAGCAUCUGCCGGACUAUACUGACGGAGCGUCAACAUCUGCAGCCACACCAAACACACAUUGGCCAUUUGGAAAGAAGCUGCACGGCCGGCACUCGAAGAAAUGGCACGGGAAGAGGAAGUUCAGUUCAGCAUUCCACGCUGGUGGACACAGACUGGGCUCAGCCCCAUCUAAUAACCCCAUCAGUGACUAUGAUGUAAUCAAAAUCAUUGACUCUGAUGAAGACACAUCGAUACCACGGAAAAGAAAGGCCGCAGCAGACGAAUGCUCUUCUGGAAGCCAGUCUCCAUCAGUGGUUUGGGGGACCACCUCUACGAAUGACACAUCCUCACAACGCACACCUCCAGACACAGAGAUCACGUCUCCUCGUGUAGAAUCAUCUCCCAAGAGGAACACAAGUUCCCCUCAGCAAGACCAGCAUCCUGUGGCUUCCUGCAGUGACACCGGCUCACCCAGGACGAGCAACACACCUCAGGGAGAGAAAACCCCCUCACCAGCAGUCAAUGCCACCUCUCAUACACCUGGAAGGCAGGAAACAGAUUUUAACAGUGGAGAGCCCCUCAGUAUCUCAGCAGCAGCAUCAUCCUCAGAGAGACUUUGCAGGAGCAGUUCUGUGCCUUGCCAUUACUGUCCCAGUUCAGAACAGAAGGUGGCGGUAAAGACCUGCCUGGUUUGUGGGGCCUCCAUGUGCUCCGAGCACCUGCGGGCACACCUGGAAAAGCCGGUUUUCCAGAACCACCCGCUGGUGAACGCUGUGGAGGAUGUGUCUCUGUGGAGAUGCCAGGAGCACCAGGAGAUGAACCGGAUCUACUGUCGAUCAUGUGCAGUGUGUGUUUGCACUGUGUGUUCCCUGGUCGGCCUGCACAAGGGGCACGAGUGCAUCAGCAUCCGCGAGGCAGAGCAAGAGCUCAGGGGUUCACUGAAGGAUGAGAUGCAAAAAAUACAAAAAACUGAAAAGUCCAUUCAAGAGAAACUCUCUGAGCUCAGUGAGAAAAAACGUGGUGUCCAGGAGGGACUGGAGGACAUGCGGGCGGCCGUAUUGCAGCAGUAUCAGGCCAUGCGGGUGGCUCUGGAGCAAGAGGAGGAGCAGGCUUUACUCUGUGUGACCCAGGAAGAGGACAGAGUGCUGGGAAGCAUUGAAAAGCAGCUGGACACAUUACAGGGUGCCUUGAUAUCUAGCCAGAGUAUAUUAAACACCCUGCAGGGAAUGACCAAUGCUGAAGGGGCGUCACAGUACCAAGACCAGACCUUCAUCAUGGAAUACAGCAAGAUGGCAGGACAACUGACUGAAUUGUCUGAUCCUGUACAAAAUCUUGAGACUCACGAUGAGAUAAACCAUAACCGGCUGGACUGUCUUAAUGAUUGGACCGAGAGGAGACUGGAGACUGUGCUCAUAUCACUGCCUCAUCGAGACCCUUUCAGACUGCUGUAUGGGAUAAGCCCAACUCUAGAUCCUGAUACUGUCCAUCCCAAGCUGCUGCUGUCAGAUGAGAACAGGACGGUGCAGUACAGUGAGACCCAGCAGGACUACCCCGAGCAGGAGUCACGCUUCAACAUUUUCCCUCAGGUGCUGGGCUCUCGUGCCAUAGACAGAGGCUGCUGCUACUGGGAAGUGGAGGUCUCUCUGGAUGAGGGCCGCUGGAAAGUGGGGGUCUGUGAUGGACAGAUAGGCAGAAAGGGGCAAAAGGACAUCUGCCGUAUUGGUUUCUACCCUAAUUCUUGGUGUUUAAUUUACGAGAAGGGAAAGGUAGAAGCCCUGCACGAUAAGGUAGCUUCACCUGUGUGUUCUGCUGAACUCUGGAAGGUCGGGGUGCUGCUGAAUUUUAGUGAGGGUCGCUUGUCUUUUUAUAGCGUGGCCAGGGAGGGUUCUCUUUCUUUGCUCUACAGUUUUGAGCAUGCGUUCACUGAGCCACUGUAUCCAGCACUGGCGGUUUCUAAAACUCAGCUCAGCAUCUGUGAUAUAUUUACCAAGACCUCUACAGACUAGACUAUGUUUGUGGUUUUAUGAAAGUUUUAUUAUAACAUUAAAGGAAUACUUCACAUAAUUUUUUUUUAUUUACU
Molecule: messenger RNA, 2297 nt
Organism: Sinocyclocheilus anshuiensis
Lineage: Eukaryota; Metazoa; Chordata; Actinopteri; Cypriniformes; Cyprinidae
Product: E3 ubiquitin/ISG15 ligase TRIM25-like
Exons: 7
Coding region: 70-2223 (717 amino acids)
Molecular function (GO): protein binding; zinc ion binding
Source: RefSeq, a predicted model, not a curated record